CUUCUGGUUCUUAAAGUUCAUCACCCUUCUCGGCACGUGCACGGCCGCCUUCUUCAUCCCUACAGAGUCCUUCCUGCACGCGUGGCAUUAUGUGGGUGUGGUCGGAGGAUUCGCCUUCAUCCUCAUCCAACUCAUCCUCAUCACAGCUUUUGCACACACAUGGAACAAGAACUGUGCACAGCAGCCUCGCUCGGGGCUCCUCCAGGCCUCCAUCAUCAGCUGUUACGUCAUGUACCUCACUUUCUCCGCCCUGUCCAGUCGUCCGCCAGAAAAAGUUGUGUAUCAGGGCAUGAACAUGACCGUCUGUUACCCCAGUGUGGGACAAGAUGGCAUCCAGAAUGAAGGCAACGCCGUCGCCAUCAUUGGAGCGGCCAUCAUGUACUGCUGUGUCCUCUUCGCAUGUAAUGAAGCUUCCUACCUGGCUGAGGUGUUUGGUCCGUUUUGGAUGAUUAAAGUUUAUCGUUACGAGUUCCAGAAAGCAACGUGCUGCUUCUGCUGCCCUGAGGAAGAGGAAGCUGAGGAUGAGUUUGUGAUUGACGAUGAGGACAAAGGUUGUCAGAAGGUUAUUCACAACGAGACCCAGCGAGUGGCCUACAGCUACUUCUUCUUCCAUUUCGUCUUCUUCUUGGCUUCACUCUAUGUGAUGAUGACGCUCACCAACUGGUUCAGCUACGAGUCGGCAGUGUUGGAGACGACCUUCACCCACGGCAGCUGGUCCACCUUCUGGGUGAAGAUGUCGUCGUGUUGGGCCUGUGUCAUCCUCUACCUCUGGCUGCUGCUGGGCCCUCUGUGCAGCUGCCAGUCCGAAUCAAGACCUCGCCGCUCACGUAUCAAACGACGCUCAGCAUCGUCGCGUCACGUCACUGUCAGUGUCUGACAGCCUGUGAGGGGCCGGCAGGACGACUAGGGUCAAAAGACUGAGAGCUUGUUUGUGGCACCUCUCAACAGAGGGUAUCAGGAAGGAGGUCUCAGGGGUCAGAGACUCACGGACCAAUCAGAGAGCUUCGUGCCCUGCUGAUAAGAGCUGAUGUCACAGGCUGGACAACAUGAACUUAAACCACUGGACUCUGCUGUGGAAACACACUUAAUACAGUGUAUUGCCAAAGGGGUUAAAGGAGUGAAGUGUAACUCUGUGUAAUGUGAGAAUUACAGUAAUUCAGUGAAAACAAACUUAUUAUGGUUUCAUUUUGGUAUUAUUUUCAGUUUUUAGCUGUUUUUAGAUUAUUACUGUUACAAGAGAGGAGCAGUUCUAGAUAUUUGCUGUAAUGUUGCUACAGAGACAUGCAUCCCUAUUUAUACCAUUAUUUUUCUGAUAAAGGAAAACCGUCUGAUUGU
Paralichthys olivaceus (Japanese flounder) is the source of this 1335-nucleotide messenger RNA. NCBI's taxonomy places the organism in Eukaryota, Metazoa, Chordata, Actinopteri, Pleuronectiformes, Paralichthyidae. The record is from RefSeq and is a predicted model, not a curated record.